GACCUCAAGAUGCGCCUUCUAGUAAAGUGGCAAGCAUCAAUAGUACUGGCAAAGGCAAGGCGUGUUCCAGUAUAGUACACGAAGCUGGUAAGCGGGCGCACAAGGGCCGUCGAUGCCAAACAAUGCGAAAGCAAGCGCUGCAGCCAGUGGCUUCAGGUCACGCAGCUGGUUGGGACGGAUAUUUUCGCGGCCAGGGAGGAAAGCACGGCGGGUACGGCGAAG
Amoebophrya sp. A25 is the source of this 222-nucleotide messenger RNA. The record is from the annotation of a GenBank genome assembly. Lineage: Eukaryota; Dinophyceae; Syndiniales; Amoebophryaceae.